AUGACCGCCAAGAAGCUCCACAACCGCGAGAUCAACCGACCCUAUUACCGGAAGUACGAGAGGGUCAGCCUGACCACUUGCGACAACUGGCGGACGCCGAUGACGGGUUACCCUGUGUUGUUUAUGCCCAUGUGCCAGGCGUUGAUCCGACAACUAAGAAGUGUCACCCCCAUGCUGGAGCUUGGACAAUCCCGUUUAUCGAAAGUACCUCUCUCCUCCGGCCGCCAGGGCUCCGACCACCCGCCAGACCGCUGGUAG
Saitoella complicata NRRL Y-17804 is the source of this 258-nucleotide messenger RNA. RefSeq lists its product as uncharacterized. Lineage: Eukaryota; Fungi; Ascomycota; Saitoellomycetes; Saitoellales; Saitoellaceae. The transcript has 2 exons. Bases 1 to 258 code for a protein of 85 amino acids. The record is from RefSeq and is a predicted model, not a curated record.